Molecule: messenger RNA, 1029 nt
Organism: Aspergillus candidus
Lineage: Eukaryota; Fungi; Ascomycota; Eurotiomycetes; Eurotiales; Aspergillaceae
Product: class I SAM-dependent methyltransferase
Exons: 3
Coding region: 71-862 (263 amino acids)
Source: RefSeq, a predicted model, not a curated record
CUUUGCUCAAUUAUUCUAUACGCUUUGAUUGACCCCAGUAUAACCAGCAUCAGUCCCAUACAUCGCCAUCAUGUCCGACUUUGCCGAGAAGAACCGUCAGGUGUUCGAUAAAAUGGCCAGCAGCUACAAGGCCGACUUUGCCGACGCCCUGGUAACUCUCUACCGGUUGAUCCAAGGCCGGAGGUCCUGGGCUAGUGACGUGUGGACGGACACUGCAGCUAGUACCGGAAAGGAAAUCAAGGCACUUGAUUACGCCUGUGGACCAGGCGUGGUCUCUUUGGCAUUGGCGCCCUUCAUCAGCAAAAUCUAUGGUCUGGACAUCUCUGAAAACAUGAUCAAUGAAUACAAAUCCAAUAUCCAAGAGGCCGGAUAUGGCGACAAGGUGGUCGCCCGUAACGGCGAUCUGUUUGCUGAGCCAGUGCCAGCGGAGAUCUCUGGACCGGAGUACUCUGACUUUGAUCUUGUAGCCGUCAGUAUGGCUCUGCAUCAUUUUGAAGAUCCUGGGUUGGCCAUGAAUCGACUUGCCCAACGUCUCAGACAGGGGGGAGUGUGCCUGAUCAUCGACAUUAUACCGGAGGAGCAUCAUGACCAUGACCAUGGGCAUGGGCAUGGGCACGGACAUGGACAUGGACAUGGAGGUCACGGUCAUGGAAACCAUGGUCACGGCACAGACCCUGGGUAUGCUGCCUCAUCUACGAUCAAGACCCAUGGGUUUUCAGCCGAACAGAUGAAGAAACUGUAUGAAGAUGCCGGGUUGACAGUAGGGUUCGACUACCAGGUCAUCGAAGAGCCUUUGGUCAUGAAGAAGGACGGGAAGCCCCUGGAGAAAACCAUCUUCUUCGCACGGGCUCAGCGAGCUUAGACAGUAGGAGUCGGGAUGUUUUCAAGCGUGUUAAUUUCGAUGGAAUCCAUUAAUCGAGUAUGAGACAUUGUCCAAUCAGCGUUCGGGAAUAGUCAGACGUAAUUCAUGAGCUGGGCGGUGGAAAAGUGUAGAACUCGACUGCCGGGCGACACCGAGCGUAAUUUUGC